Molecule: messenger RNA, 3579 nt
Organism: Argiope bruennichi
Lineage: Eukaryota; Metazoa; Arthropoda; Arachnida; Araneae; Araneidae
Product: myogenesis-regulating glycosidase-like
Exons: 3
Coding region: 244-2694 (816 amino acids)
Biological process (GO): carbohydrate metabolic process
Molecular function (GO): hydrolase activity, hydrolyzing O-glycosyl compounds
Source: RefSeq, a predicted model, not a curated record
UCCAAAAUAAAGACAGACAAGACAAACAUGUAAAAGUAGUAACUUCUCUGUGUCCAAGUAUCUAAAUUAUGAGGCUGUUAAACAUGGCAUAAGGAACGUUCUGUUUAACAAAUACGGGUGUUUGAAUGCUUUCACGGCAUUCAGACAUUGCUUACAAAAGAAAACUUUUAAAUCUUUCCUUCAGAAUUUACUUAGUUCGUCUGUCACUUCAGAUUGUGUGUUUGUCUAUUUAUUACAUCUAAAAUGUCUAACGAUUCAGAAAACAAUCGAGCUUUGGAUGCGAUCGCAGUCCCUUCAACUUCGAUAGUUUUUAAAGAGAAAAAUAGUUUAGAACUUCCAAGUGACCAGACCAAACCCAAUUGGAUUGAUAAUCGAGAGUCAAUGGAACUCCGAACAAAUGCUAGUACAGAUGACUUACUUUUUCUUGAAAGUGGAAAUCAGACUCCAGAACAAGUUCAUACAAAUUUAAAUACAAAUAACUCUGGCUCCCUUGAGAAUACUCAGCAAAUAUCGCAACCAACCACUCCUCACACAACCCCUUCAUCUAUACGACGAAAGUCUCGCAAUUCUCUUCGACUUAAUCUUGACGAAAGUACUUGGACAAAGCAAGAAGUUACUGCUAAACCUCCUGCAACUGCAAAACUAAGACAGAAUCUUCAAGCUGGAGCUGCUCGAGUAUCUGCAGUUGUCCAGAAAGGAAAAACUCCUGAAUUUAGGUUUAGGAUGAUUUUAAUAUUUCUGUUUGGAAGCAUAAUAGGGUUAGUAACUUUCACAUGGUACUUAUACCAACGACAAAUGAUGCAAUUAGCUUUUGGAGACAAAAUUAGAUUUCAUGAAACCUUACGUAUCAUCCAUCUUUUAAAAGCUGAUGGACAGGAAAUUCUGAAAGUUGAUGUUGGAAUGCACAUCCCACCUGAAUUAAAGUCUUUUGACUGUCAGUUAUUGUAUCCUACUAAAGGGCCAAAUAUUUGCCAAGAAUGGAAGUAUCGAGCUAGGCUCCAUAUAAAUUACAGUCAUACUGAAGUCAUGAGUUGUUACCAAGUUCAUUGGGAAAGUCUGUCUCCUACUACUACUCUGAGAGAUUGUAUCAGUUUAAAGAAUGCUCAUUGGUAUGGAAUGGGAGAAGUGAAAAAUAUCUCUUGGCCAUUAUCUGGGAUUGCUGAAGAGCCCCAGCCCUUUGUUACUGGUGAUUUAGAGCAAAAUGAUUAUGGUGCUAUCUUAGAAAGAUACUGGUUAUCUUCCGAAGGUGUAGCCAUUAUGGUUGGUCCUGAUAUACCACUGUAUGUGAGCUUAAAUAAAACAAGAAGAGAUCACUUAUGUUUGGAAGCUAAAUUUGAAAACUUUCCAUAUCAUGAUAGUAAUUCUGAUCUUCAUUUAGAUUAUACAAUCUGUACUGGUUCUGAUAUGCGGCAAGUACAUAAAGGUAUGUGGGACAAAGACUUCAGAAGAGCAAAUAUUUCAAUGGAGUUCUUGGAAGUUCCUAUUUGGGCGACUGCUCCAAAACUUGAAUAUUCUCUCACUCAAGAAUCUCUUCAAACUUAUUCAAAUCAUAUUAUGGAUCAUGGAUUUCCAGCUGGCUUUUUAUUGAUUGAUACUAAAUGGCAAGAAGUUGAAGGGGAUCUGUCAUUUAAUCCACAUUUGUUUCCAAAUCCACCAGAAAUUUUAAGUAUAUUGCACAAUAAAGGCUUCAAAGUUUUACUAGCUGUUCAUCCCUAUGUUUGUCUUGGAGCUUCUGUUUUUAAUAAUGCAACAGAUGCACAUUAUUUUGUGUCUGACAAGAAACGUCAAGUGCCUCUGUUGACAAGGUGGAAAAAUGAUGUUUGUGCCAUAGUAGAUGUAACACGAAAUACAUCAGAGCAAUGGUUCUACGAUCGUAUAAUAGAUGUGAAGACCAAUCAUGGGAUAGAUGGCUUUCUUUUUGUUGGAGGUCAGUCAACAUUUCUUCCACCUUAUUAUUAUUUUUAUUCAAUGACUGUGAAUCCAGAUAAUUUCUUGUCACUUUACCUCAAAUUAGCUUCACAAACUAGCAAUUACCUAGGUGUUUCUGUCGGAUUUCAGUCUCAGCAUAUUUCUGCAUUUGUUCGCUUGGCUCCCCGUACUUCAACAUGGGAUGCUUCAACUGGAUUAAAAUCUAUUAUACCAGCUGUCUUAACUCUAGGAUUACUGGGGUAUCCACUUGUGAACCCUGGAUCAGUUGGUGGAGAUGUGUUUGUAUCACCAAAUGCUACUAUGCCAGAUAAAGAGCUGUAUAUUCGAUGGUUGCAGUUAGCAGCAUUUAUGCCCGUUGUCCAAUUAUCUGUACCUCCCGGGGAUUAUGACUUGGAUGUCAUAAAAGCUGCAAAGUUUAUGUUCAAAGUGAGAACUGAGCGAAUUUUACAGCCAAAAUCAAAUUAUGAAUAUAUAAAACGGGUUAUAAAUGAAUAUCAUGAAAGUGGUGCUCCAAUUGUAAGACCGUUAUGGUGGUUGGCUCCUAAAGAUCCAAAUGCUCAGGUGAUUGAUUCUCAAUUUGCUGUUGGCAAUGAUUUAAUUGUUGCACCUGUUUUAGAAGAAGGAAAGCGGUCUAGAGAUGUGUAUCUCCCGCCUGGGCGAUGGCGAGAUGAAUUGUUCAGUACUAGUAGACUGGGGGGUAAAUGGAUCUAUAAUUUUUCAGUUCCCUUAGAUAAAGUGGCUUAUUUUAUAAAAAUCGAAGAUUAAUUUGUUACCUUAUUGUUGCUUGUUGGAAAGUUUUUAUUUUUAGCAUGAUGUUAUUUGUCUUGAAAGAUUUGUCACCAAGAAAAUGAAUAUAUCCUGUGAUUAGUUAGUAAGAACAUAUUUGCCUUUAACUAAAAGGAUAUUAUUGGUAUGAAAAUGACAAUUAUUUGAGCAAAUGUGAGAAAACAAAACUUGAUCCUUUGAAUAUAAAGGAAACAAAUAGAGUGAUAAUUCACUUAGUGUCAUUUUGUCCUGAAUCACAUGUUAUGAAUGAGAAAAUUCAAGGCAAGGAAUGCAAGAAAAUGGUGUAAUGUUUAUAGUAUUAUUGCAGAAAAUAUCUACCAUAUUUCUGCUGGUUAGAACUGGUUUCUAAUAAUCAAAAUAUACUUUAUUAACCUCUUUAAAUGGCUUUACAGAAGAUUUUCUUUUUCAUCAAGUACAUUGUUUCCUUUUUUUUUUAAUGUUAACUAUUUUAUUUAUUGCUGCUGUUAAGAAAGCUAUAAAUGCUUUGUACCCAAGGCUAUGAAAUGCUUAUUCUUCAAUUGUUACAAUAUAAUUUGCAAGAUCUGACUUUAGCAUUUUAAAAUCUAAUAUAGUUUGAAUAAUUACUAUGGGUAAUUGAUGGAAUGAUUUAAUAUUCUUUUGAUGUAUACUGCAUGAAUUUUGAUUUAAAUUUCAAUGUAAAAGGUAUAAUUAUAUAAUGUUCUGCAAUAAGGGUAUGUUUUUAUCUAUUUAGUUUUUAAAAAUAAUAUUACUUAUUGCAUAUUUUUAUUAUAUAUAUGUUUUUACCACUAUUUACCCACAAAGUAUUUACUAACUAUAAUCUCAUUUUUAAAAAAAUUCUUGUUUUUUACCUGUUGAUAAUUUUAUAAAGAGAAAAAAAUCAAA